AUGUUGUUAGAUCAGUCCCUCCGGGGCAUGAGCCUCACAGAAUGGCUCGUGACAUCUUCCCUAUUUGCGAUUUUUGCGCUUUUCGCAAAAGCCAUCUAUAACCUGUUCUUCCACCCCCUGGCUCAUAUUCCUGGGCCAUUCUUUGCUCGAGCCAGCGGUAUCCCCUCUUGGUACUAUGCAAUCCGCGGCGACCGCCACAUCUGGGUAGCGAAGCAGUUCGACCGGUAUGGGAAACGAGUCCGCAUAGAGCCCAACACGGUGGUGUUCCUCGACCCGCAGGCUGAAACCGAGAUCUACGGCAUGAAGGCCAACGUGCAGCGAAGCGGCUUCUACUCCUCGUGGAAGACUAGCAAGGAGGACGUCUCAACGAUUAACAGCGUCGACUUCGGCGACCACGCACGCAUGCGCAAGUUCCUCAACGUCGCCUUCACCGAGCAGUCGACCCGCGCGGCGUCGACGUUUGUUGUUCAGCAUAUCGACCGCUGGAACGAACUCCAGCUCCAGGCUAUCGGCGGUAAAGAAGGAUGGAGUGACCCAGUGGAUAUCUCGCAAUCGGUCACCGCGCUUACUUUCGAUAUCAUGGGGGAGUUGGCUUUUGGCGCGUCGUUUAAUAUCAAGGAGCCCGGAGACAACCCCUUUAGAGUCGUGCCGCACAACAUCGAGUCGUUACUGAAAAGGAAUUAUGUCAUCUCCCGCUCCCCCUUCCUCGACCUCCUCCUCUGGCUCAAGCCCCGCGGCCUCGACAACGUGAUCAACAGCCUCGCCCCAUCCUCCGUAAUCUCCUACUUCCACUUCGUGCGCUCGAGCGUCGAGAACCGCAUCGCCCUCUACAAAUCCCAAGAAUCCAAGCCCGAGCAAGAGCGUCGGCAGGACCUCUUCUACUUCCUCUGCGAGGCCAAAGACCCGAGCACGGGCCUCCCCGCCUACGACGGCAUCGGCCUGCUGGGCGAGGCCAACAUGCUCAUCGUCGCCGGCUCCGACACCACCGCCAUCAUCCUGUCGGCGCUGUUCUUCUACCUCACCGGCGACGCCGACCGCUACCGCAAGCUCACGUGCGAGAUCCGCGGCACCUUUGCCUCGGCGGACGAGAUCGUCCCCGGCCCGAAGCUGAUGGCCUGCGAGUACCUCCGCGCCUUCAUCCAGGAGACCCUGCGCAUGUGCCCCGUGCUGCUGAGCGAGAUGCCGCGCGAGGUGCGGCCCGGCGGCCAGGUCAUCCGCGGCGACUUCUACCCCGCCGGCACCAUCGUCGGCGUCCCGGGCUGCCCCAGCAAGCGCAACCCGGACGUCUUCCCGCAGCCCUCGAGGUUCUGGCCCGAGCGGUGGAUCGUCGACGAGAAGGCGGGCGUGACGCGGGAAGAGGUCGCGCGCAUGCGCAACAGCUUCCACCCCUUCGCGGGCGGCCCCGGAGCGUGCGCGGGCAAGAACAUCGCGAUGAUGGAGAUGCUGAUGACGGUGGCUCGCACGCUGCAUAGGAUGGAUGUUAGGAGGGCCCCGGGCUCGACGCUGGGGUGUGAUCCGAGGAAUAGGGACGAGUACCAUCUGACGGAUGCGUAUAUCUCGCUGAGGCAGGGCCCGGAGGUGCAGUUUAAGAGGAGGGAGGGAGUGAAGGCUUGA
Messenger RNA from Hypoxylon fragiforme, 1614 nucleotides. RefSeq names its product benzoate 4-monooxygenase cytochrome P450. NCBI's taxonomy places the organism in Eukaryota, Fungi, Ascomycota, Sordariomycetes, Xylariales, Hypoxylaceae. Gene Ontology annotation, molecular function: iron ion binding; heme binding; monooxygenase activity. The transcript has 3 exons. The coding region runs from base 1 to 1614 and encodes 537 amino acids. The record is from RefSeq and is a predicted model, not a curated record.